Molecule: messenger RNA, 516 nt
Organism: Parnassius apollo (apollo)
Lineage: Eukaryota; Metazoa; Arthropoda; Insecta; Lepidoptera; Papilionidae
Source: the annotation of a GenBank genome assembly
AUGGCGUUUGCUAGGACAAAUGUCAGUUUGUCCCAGCCGGAUAUAACGCAAAAAAUGACGGAGAGCAUAGAUGAUCUGAAGCAGAGAAUCGCUGCUUGGGGAAAACGGAUUCGGCGAUAUACCGAGAGGUCGACACGGUUCAACCAGAAUCGUCUCUUCCAGAGUGAUCAGAAGAGGCUCUAUGAAUCAUUGGAGCGACCAAUGGUAAGUGGAACGGGUCCAGCACCGAAUCAGGCCGACACUGUAGCAUUCUGGCGCGGCCUGUGGUCAGAGCCCGUAAACCACAGCGAGGGCCCUUGGACGGAAGUUGUGGCGAGUCAGUGUGCGGGUAUUACGCCCAUGGACCCCGUCAUCAUAACGCCGGAUGACGUAGCUGAGGCGGUCCGUAGGGCCCCGAACUGGAAAAGUCCGGGGCUUGACGGGCUGCAUCACUACUGGCUGAAGGGGUUCAUGGAUAUGCAGCACGCAAUUCUGUGCGAAUGGCGAAUGGUAUUCGACACGCGAAGUUUUGUCUAA